UAGCGCUAGCUCAAGAAGACAGCUGGCACGUGAGCCAUUUCAGUGGCUUGAUACUGUUUUUUAUUUCGACAUGCAUCUCUCCGAUACGACAUCUUUUUCUGAGAUUAAUAAGAUGUAUCCCGGGUAAAACAAGAUGCCAGCUGUGAGCUCAACGACAGCUGCUGGAAUAGUUAACCCAUGCCUUGUGGUAACUUACUGUAACUAACCGCUUUGCAGCGUGCUGGCAUGCUUUGUAAAAUAUAUUUUUACUAUAUCGCAUUACAAAUUAGAAUGAGAGUUUUAUCAAUUUAACCGAGUUCACUAAACUGUCACUCGUAAAAAUACAAACAGUAGGGCUAUCUGUAUGGUUGGCAAAACGGAGGUGUGGCAUGACGCCAGAGUUUUAGACUGACAGGAAAACUCCCCAAAUUUGGUGCUGCUUCCUGCAUCGCUGUCGGUCAUCAUGAUGCGCCUUUACCGCGUGCUGGAGCGUUUACGCGCGCCUGAGAACUUGGCGCGUCACCGACACUGCAACCGAAUCACCGAACUGUCACUCAGGUUUUCCAGCACCGAAGCUGCUCCGCGGUUCCGAAGAAUGGAGUAUCAGGAUGCAGUGUGCACCCUCAACACCCUGCAGACAAACGCCAGUGCACUUGAACAGGUGAAGAGAGAGAGGGGUCAUCCUCAAAUCCAGCUGCAGGCCAUGAGAGGCUUUCUUCAGCGAGCCGGUCUCAAGGUAGAAGAACUUGAUCAACUUAAUAUCAUUCAUGUAACGGGGACAAAAGGAAAGGGUUCAACAUGUGCCUUCACAGAACAGAUUUUGAGAAAUCAUGGCUUCCGCACAGGAUUUUACAGUUCUCCUCAUCUGGUUGAAGUGAGAGAGCGAAUCCGAAUCAACGGGAAGCCAAUCGGCAAAGAGCUCUUCACAAAAUAUUUCUGGCAGGUGUACGGACGACUGGAGGAGACGAGGGAUGCUCAUGGAGGAAGCAUGCCUGCAUAUUUUCGCUUUCUCACAAUCUUAUCCUUCCAUGUGUUCCUCCAGGAGAAGGUGGAUUUGGCCGUGAUCGAGGUUGGGAUCGGUGGGGCGUAUGACUGCACUAACAUUAUCAGGCGGCCUUGGGUGUGUGGGAUCUCAUCUUUGGGUAUAGAUCACACCAGCAUACUGGGAGAUACCAUUGAGAAAAUUGCAUGGCAAAAAGGAGGAAUAUUUAAGCCUGGAGUUCCUGCAUUCACAGUGAAACAGCCUGAUGAUUCGAUGAAGGUGCUUCAAGAGAGAGCAGAAGAAAUUGGGUGUUCACUAUCAGUUUGUCCUGAUCUGGACGAGUAUAAAAGUGAAGGUUCGCUUGCAUUGGGUUUAGCCGGACAUCAUCAACGCUGUAAUGCUUCUCUGGCCUUACAGCUCUCACACGCCUGGUUACACAGACGCUUUCUCACAGAUCCUGCUUCAUCUCCAGUGGAGUUCAAUGGUUUGAAUCCAGCUCCAGCGUUUCAGCCCAGUCCUGCAAUGAUCAAAGGUCUUAUGGAGACGAAGUGUCCUGGACGUAAUCAGACAUUGAAACACGGACCCCUGACGUACUUUCUGGAUGGAGCUCACACCACCCGCAGCAUGCAGGCCUGUGUCCGUUGGUUUAAUGAGGUUGCAACACAACAUGAGGAGAACGCAGAGGGUCCGGUGGUGAGGGUCCUCUUAUUUAAUGCGACAGGAGAGAGAGACUGUGCUGCUAUGCUUAAACUACUUGUGCACUGUCAUUUCGACUUUGCCGUGUUCUGUCCGAACAUCACCGAAACCAUAGCGACCUGUAAUGCAGACCAGCAGAACUUUAAUGUGUCUGUGGAAAACAUGCUUACCCGUUGCCUGGACAACCAGCAGAGCUGGCGCAUUCUGAAUGGCCAGGAGGAGAAACCGGAGGCAGAGCUUUUGAUCGGGGGCGGUCUGCCAAUGAUGGCGGAAAGACACUGCGAUACAUUGGUGUUUCCCUGCAUCCUCAGCGCUCUCCAGUGGAUCAGUCAGGGAAGAGACUCUGUCCUGUCUGACCCUAACAAAUGUGUCAUACCUGUUAAACCUAGCAUAAAUGCAAAAGCCGCACAACUGAGAGAGGCGGCUAACAUACAAAUCCUCAUCACAGGUAGCCUGCACCUUGUGGGAGGGGCUUUAAAACACUUGGACCCUGCAUUGAAUACACAAUAACAGAUGUCAUACAGCCAAACUCUUACACAAGAGCACCACCUAGUGCCUAAAACCUGUUACAAUUGUUCUUUGUCUUAACCUGUUGUCAAAUUCUGUAACCUGACUGAAGAAGAGUUUGGACCAGUUGUGAUCAAAGUGUGUUUAAUUUACAGAACACAUCAAGUCAUGUUUACUUAAACUUUUUCUGUUUACUUUUAUUUAAAAUACAUUGUGUAUUUUGGC
This is a messenger RNA of Paramisgurnus dabryanus, 2389 nucleotides long. RefSeq names its product folylpolyglutamate synthase (gene fpgs). NCBI's taxonomy places the organism in Eukaryota, Metazoa, Chordata, Actinopteri, Cypriniformes, Cobitidae. Gene Ontology annotation, biological process: tetrahydrofolylpolyglutamate biosynthetic process. The record is from RefSeq and is a predicted model, not a curated record. Gene Ontology annotation, cellular component: cytoplasm; mitochondrion; cytosol. Gene Ontology annotation, molecular function: tetrahydrofolylpolyglutamate synthase activity; ATP binding.